Molecule: messenger RNA, 970 nt
Organism: Rhagoletis pomonella (apple maggot)
Lineage: Eukaryota; Metazoa; Arthropoda; Insecta; Diptera; Tephritidae
Product: kelch-like protein diablo
Exons: 5
Coding region: 233-970 (245 amino acids)
Molecular function (GO): protein binding
Source: RefSeq, a predicted model, not a curated record
GUAUGGCCGUUGAGUCGCUUCGCAAAGAAAGACAUUUGAAUGCUAACGCGGCUUGCGAGGUUUAUAAAUUUUUCGCUUUUCGGCGAGACGACAACGCAUAAAAUGAGACUGUCAGCGCGAACAAGCAAUUGUCUUAUUGAGCCAAAGUGACCACGGCGUCAAUGGUACACCGAUGCAAUAAAGAAUUAGUGGCAGUGCUGGAAAUUGAGGUGACAUUGCCAUUAAGUCGCGCAUGCCAUUCAGCUGCAACAGCGGCUGGCUACUUGGUGAGAACUCCACAAAGGUCUUGAAGUACAACAGCGCCAAAGAAUACUGGACCGUCUGCCAUGAAAUCCCAGUUAAAGGUCUCUUUCGUACAGUAAUUGUGAAACAAUAUCUCUUAUUCUACGAUUGGAAGGAUGGCGUGAGAAUAUGUUGUUACGAUACAACAACACGCGCUAUACGCACCUUGAAGCCGCUCAAAGCGGAACAGCCUUUUUGGCGUUGUUAUUACGCUGUCGAAUUUCAGGAUCGCCUAUAUAUGAUAGGUGCAGACUCAGAUGAUAAUCGUAAAGUAUAUGUUUGGAACCCCGAAACCGAUAGUUUGACCGCUGCACCUAAGCUGAUUACUGGUCGCACAAGAGCUGCAGCGCUGAAGCAUGAAGGCUACUUGUAUGUGGUUGGUGGUAUGGUCACAAACAAUGGCACCGAUAGUGACACGAAUGCGGUCGAGCGAUAUAAUCCACGGCGGGAUCGUUGGGAGCAGUGUGCACCGCUGUUACAGGCGCGGGGUGCGAUAGCGUUAGCCUCCGCGGGCCAAUAUAUUUACGCUCUUGGUGGUGACUGCAGUGAGGUGCCGACAAAUAUGGUAGAGCGCUACGAUACGCACAACAACAAAUGGACACAGCUACAUAGGGAGCAACCGAUGUCUGCCUUACACGAUCUGCAACGUUUAGCCUCCAAUUACUUCACCCAGUCGCGUACCUCAUAA